Molecule: messenger RNA, 1719 nt
Organism: Peronospora matthiolae
Lineage: Eukaryota; Oomycota; Peronosporomycetes; Peronosporales; Peronosporaceae
Source: the annotation of a GenBank genome assembly
AUGUCAACUUUGACGAGUCCGCCUUUGGACUUUCGCCGCCAACCACCACUGAAGACGCCGAUGACAUUGACUUCGACUCCCUCGAUCUGGAUGAUGAAGCGCCAGGUCAAGCGCAUGCGUCAACGGCCUGGACUAGAAGAAUCAAGUGCGCCAGACAAUCACACGACCCACCAAGAUAAAGAUGAAGAAACAAAGAAAGCUGAUGCAUCAACUCCGCCUGUGUUUUGGCGUGCGAGUGCGAACGCCAUCGAAACGGCAGUAGACUCAACCGAGCCAUCGACUUUUGAAGCUGCGGUGAGCGGUCCUGAUCAAGUGCAUUGGCGCGAAGCUAUCCGUGCGGAACUUGAGUCGAUGCGACUUCAUGAAGUAUUCCGCGCAGCCAAGCUACCUAAAGGACAUCGCGCCAUUGGCACGAAGUGGGUCUUCAAGAUCAAGCGCAAAGCGGACGGAUCAAUUGACAAGUACAAGGCACGCCUUGUGGCAAAGGGUUUCAAGCAACAAUAUGGGAUGGACUACACGGAAACAUUCUCGCCCGUCGUCAAGAACAAGUGUUGCGUCAUCCCUGAAUGCGUGGAAUUGGAGGGCUCCUUCGAUUGUCUGGAGUUAGUGAAGGCAAUCUACGGACUCAAGCAAGCGUCGCGCGUAUGGAACGAAACGUUUGACGAGUUCGUGUGUGCUAUUGGAUUUCAAGCGUCAAGCCUCGACCCGUUUCUCUACAUAAGGAUCGUGGAAGGGCAAUGCGUGCUGCUGCUGGUGUAUGUGGAUGACGUGUUGAUCACUGGUAGCUCAUGCGAGCUAAUCGCACGCACCAAGACCGACCUGAAGACACGAUUCGAGAUGUCUGACAGCGGCAAGUGUGCAUUUGUGCUUGGAAUCGAGCUUUUGGACGGCGCAGAUGGAAGUGUAACACUAUGCCAGCGUCGGUAUGUGGAUGAUAUCCUCAAGCGCUUUGGCAUGGAUGAUUGCAAGGCAGUCGCAAGUCCAGUCGACAUGAGCUCUCGACUUGUUUCAAGUGAUGCAACUACCAAGGUCGAUGCUCCUUUUCGCGAAGCUGUUGGUGCGUUGAUGCACCUGACCACUGCGACGCGCCCGGACAUUGCGUAUGCUGCGAGGUACGUCUCGCGCUUCAUGGAGAAUCCGCAGCAAGAACAUUGGACGGCGGUGAAGCGCAUCUUUCGUUACUUGCAAGGGACCAAGUCGCACGGAAUCUGCUACAAGCCAAGCGACAAGAUCGACUUUCGUGGCUACUCGGAUGCAGACUGGGCCGGCGACCACGCUGAUCGCAAGUCGACGUCUGGUUACGUAUUCAUGCUGUUGGGUACGCCAGUGAGUUGGGGCAGCAAGAAACAGCCAAGUGUUUCGUUGUCCACGAGUGAAGCUGAAUACAUCGCACUCAGCUUGGCGAUUCAAGAGGGAAAGUGGAUUCAUCGUCUGCUUUGUGAGAUCAUGAUGGCUGCCAAUGAAGAAGGACCGGAACUCAUGAUCCAUGAAGACAAUCAGUCGUGUAUCAAGAUGACAAAGAACCCGGUCAACCACGGCCGUACCAAGCACAUUAAUAUCAAGUACCAUCACAUCCGUGAUGAGGUCAAGCGCGGUGAAGUGAAGCUCAAGUACUGUGAAACUGCGGUGAUGUUAGCGGACAUCAUGACGAAGGGACUUCACGGGCCACGCCACAAGGAGAUGACGGCGACUCUCGGGGUUCGUGAGUGUUCGCAUUGA